Messenger RNA from Limulus polyphemus (Atlantic horseshoe crab), 1113 nucleotides. RefSeq names its product 1-acyl-sn-glycerol-3-phosphate acyltransferase alpha-like (gene Agpat1). Gene Ontology annotation, cellular component: endoplasmic reticulum; membrane. Bases 15 to 851 code for a protein of 278 amino acids. Lineage: Eukaryota; Metazoa; Arthropoda; Merostomata; Xiphosura; Limulidae. The transcript is spliced from 6 exons. Gene Ontology annotation, molecular function: 1-acylglycerol-3-phosphate O-acyltransferase activity. Gene Ontology annotation, biological process: phosphatidic acid biosynthetic process. The record is from RefSeq and is a predicted model, not a curated record.
AGAGAAGUAAACAAAUGGAGUUACUUGUUUUUGUGUUGUUUUCUUUUUUAUUAUUGCAUUUGUUUUGUUGCAUUUCUUCAACAUUUAAGUUCUACACCAAAUUAGUAUGCUAUUAUCUAGUGCUGAUUAUUGUCCCAUCAGUGACAAUUCCACUGUCUAUAUUUCGUCCUGGAGACCCGAAGAAUAUUCUAUAUAACUCAUGGGUGGUUCAUCAUAUCGUGGUCCCCUUGUUUGGUGUCAACUGGAAAGUUCGAAAUGAAGAGCGACUGAAAACAAAAGAACCUUGUAUUCUAGUCUGCAAUCACCAAAGCUCUUUGGAUAUACUGGGCAUGAUGUACAUUUGGCCUCUGUUAAGUCCUUGUAUUGCUGUCCUGAAGAGGGAGUUGCUGUUUACGGGUCCAUUUGGGAUUGUAUCUUGGUUAGCUGGCUUCAUUUUUCUUGAUCGCUGCAACUCGGAGGAUGCUCGUAACACACUUAACACAAAAGUGAAAGAAGUGAAAGAAAAACGGGUGAAAAUGUGGAUUUUCCCUGAAGGUACAAGAAAUGACAACUCAACCUUGCUACCAUUCAAAAAAGGAGCGUUUCAUAUUGCUGUACAAGCUCAGGUUCCAAUUAUUCCGGUUGUCUUUUCGUCAUACUCGAGCUUCUACAAAGUUUGUGAGAAAAAGUUUGACACAGGUACAGUUGUGGUUAACAUUUUGCCUCCUGUCUAUACUGAUGGUUUGACAACUCAAGACAUUCCAGAACUGAUGAAGAAUGUACGAUCAUCUAUGUUAAAUGUUUUGACUCUUGGCGCGAACUAUAACCCUACCAAAGAAUAUGUUAAACACAUUGACAUCGCAGAAAGUUAAUCACUAAGAUCUGAACAAGGCCAGUAUAUGCUUUAAUAUCAAAACACUUAUAUCUCUGUCGUGACAGGAAGUGAGUGUGAUUAAUUUAGUCCAGGUUAAUCUAGUCAAGUUUAAUUAGUGGGUUCUAAAAUUACUAGAAUUUACUUGUAAUAUUUAAGUGUUCAAAAAGAAAGUUCCAAAGUUUCCUGCCAGUGUGUAUGUAGUUUAAAAUUGUGUUGUUUAUUUAAUGAUGGAUUUACUCUAGCAGUUUGUUUUAUAUCUU